Molecule: messenger RNA, 1092 nt
Organism: Peronospora matthiolae
Lineage: Eukaryota; Oomycota; Peronosporomycetes; Peronosporales; Peronosporaceae
Source: the annotation of a GenBank genome assembly
AUGAAUAUGUUGGAUGAUGAAGAUGACCAAAGCUUUCACGCUACGCGUGACGGCUACUCCCAUUUGAGCGAUGUUGAAUGGGAUGCGGUUAAACGGAUGGGUUCAACCAUGGGCAUCCAUGCUGUUAGCGUCAUGCUAGAGGCUCUCAAUAGAGAUGCCCAACAUGCUACUAUCGCCAAGUUCAUUCAAAAUGAACUUGACGAUGAACGCAAGAAAGUAGCCUUGCUUCACCAACAAGGUUCUCAACAAGCAGAGUUGUUGAGAGAACAGGGUGCUCAACAGUUUGAACUGUUGAGACAGCAGCAGGCUGCUGCUGGCGGGUCGAUGCACUCGCGUCGACCCGAGACUUUGAAGAUUGACAUCUCAAAGGCGCGUCGCAUCGACGACGGGGAUAUGCAAGUUGCAUUUGCCCAGUCAAAUCUGGCAGGACGUGCCAAGACUUGGGCACUGGGGCUCAAGUUGCACAACCCAUAUGCGUUUGGGUCGUUGGAAGGCUUCAAGUCGCGGCUCAGACAAACGUUUGAACUGCCUAGAGCUGAGUUCAGAGCUCGAACUGAACUCUUGAAGCUCAAGCAGGGUAAGCGUGAUGUGCACGCUUACGCUCAACAUAUACGACAUCUCACGAAUUGUAUAAGUUCCAAUCCGGUGGAUGAACACACGUUGGUUUCGGUGUUCAUGCAGGGUCUCGCGGAUGGUCCCGUCAAGACUCACCUGUUCCGGCUUGAACUAGAUUCACUAGAACAAGCCAUUUCCAUUGCGGAACAGGAAGACUUCAGUCUGAGACAGGCUCGCGCCAGCUCGACAUCAUAUCGUCAACCGAGACGAUAUGACAGCGGAGGUCCAGAGCCGAUGGAACUUUGUUAUGUAGAGAGCGAGAAGGCUCGCUCUACAGACUACAAGAAGUUGCAUAGAUGCAACAGAUGUCAAAAGACAGGACACUACGCGUACGAGUGUAGUGCCCGUCGUCCAGUGUCUCGCAACACUGGGCGUAGUGACCGUUCACCCAUGAGAAAGGGGCAGGGACGAGGGUCCGCUGUUGGUGCAAAGACGCAACAACGGGAUGGACCGUCAACAAACGGACAGGAUCAGUAG